GCUGUUCUUUUUUUUUAGCAUAGCUUUACCAUUUUAUUUAUCAAACAUUCAACUACUAUAGUUCGCUUGCCUAAUCUAGUGGGCGUUCAUUUUACAAAGUAUAUCGCAAAAUUGGGAGCACGGAAACUAUGGAAACAACGAAUCCGUCAACGACGAUACUGAACACAACAUUUUCAAAUUCUAGCAAUGUUACUAACCCUCAUGUAGCUAGCCACAAGAACUGGCUUCGACAUAUUUUUCUGACGGAUGUGACGCUAGCAAUCGUAUUGUAUAUUACAGUCAGACUAUCUAUGGAUGUGCAUCAAGCUCGUAAAAGUACCGUCAAAGAGCUAUCAGGAAAACGAUAUCGGUACCUCAUGAAAGUUACUACUCUUUUACUCAGCAUAUCAGUAGCUCUGCAUCUUGCUGACGGAAUUUUCGAGGAGGUGAUUGUCGACUAUUAUUUGCCGGAUAUGUGUGGCUUUAGCAAAUGUGUUAAAGCGAUAACGGGGAGCUUAGCAUUUAUGUUUUCUUAUUUGGUGAUGUGGCUUCGACAGAGAUCGAUAUACAGCGACGCAGCCAUCAGACACCUGACAACGCCAAUCUUCCGAGCACUCAGCUUUGUGGUGGUAUUCCUACUAGUAGCAUCGCCUGUUACAAACACCAUCAUCUAUAUCGCAAGCUUUUCCUUCGAAGUGGUAGCUACAGGAUGCGCCAUAGUUGGGUCUUCAAUCAACCCUGAAACACCAUGGAUAAUCAUUGGCGUGACGUCUGCAGUAAUGCAAAUUAUACUCCUUGGUCUUUUCCUGCAACCACUUCUGAGGCACCAAUUUAAUAUGAACGGAAUGCCGGCGGGAAACUUCAACCUUAAACCCCUUAUAAUGAGAGCAUUCAUUACAGCACUGAUUUGCACCAUCACUGAUACUGGAACCGCUAUUCUUGCCGCCUCAUCAGUUUUCAAUGAUGGCGUCACAAUAGGUGUAGCAAUGCAGAUCAGCACUCUCCUAAAUUUGCUGAUGGUGAUUCUCUCGUUUCCUGAUUGGAAGAAAACGGUGUUCCCACGGUGCUGCUGCCGAAGUGAGUACUCGACGCCAGAAGAGAGUGUACCACCGACUUCGGCGUCUGAAAGUGCUACUGCAACACAUUGCACGAAUUCAAUUUAACUUGGACAAAAAAUGCAUCGCGAAUACCCUUGCUCUGAUGAUGAAAAAAAUCAUUUUCAAAACUCUACACCAUUGAAUGAUAAUGAACAAAAACUUUUGACUGAGUUAUAACACAUACUAAAGUUUUAUUCAUUAUAUUAUUGUUUGUUAUUCCCUAUAAAAAUCAUAAUAAUCGAGUUUAUAUCAUUGAUCUCAAUCGAUGAUGAAUAGUUGUAUUUUUGUUUGUUUUUCAUAAUUUUUCGUUGUUAUUAUUACUUUUCACUUUUUCAAAUUCAAUUUCAAUAACGUAGUAAAAAGAAAUCAAUAAUAUUAUAAAUUCACAUAUUUUUGUAUGGACACUAGUUCAUACAUAUAAACCGAAUGAAUCAACUCAAAUCCGAAUUUUAGAAGAAAAUGAUUUGAGAGAAAAAUAUAAAAAAUUAUUGAACUCAAUUUAUCAUAUUCUGUCUAAUUGUCUAAUUAUGCAGACAAAUUAUUGGAUUUGUUGUAACGCAUGUCCAAUUUACAGAUACAGAUGAAUCAGUAGUUUCAAUCAAUUACAUUGAUUGUUACCUAUUUAAAUCUUUAAAUAAAUUACCAACCAAAUGAAGUAUAGCAUAUAAAUAGAUACGUUUCCCGUUUCCGCUAGCAAUUGGUUACCCACUAUUUGAAUGAUCAAUUCGAAAGAUAACAUGAAUACAAUAUGUUUCCAACUGUGUUAAAUUUUGGUAUCAAAAUUUUGCACAACAUGUGAUAUUCUGUAUAAUUUUGACAAUUGUUUUCCUUUCAUGCUAUUUUGUCUAUUUGAAGUCACCACGACAUUUAUUUUCGCUUUUCAAUUUUCAAGCCGAAUAUUCGACUCAUAUUUAUUUUGACUUAGUAGAUAUGACGAAUAACAACUUGUGUGUACACGAAACACUUAGUGUCAAUGAUGCAUAUUAUCCUCCAAUGUGAAUGGCAGAUAGAUAGUCACCUCAAACCCUAAACAGUCCGAAUUUCAAGCCAGUUAAUUUCGUUGUUUAAAUUUUGAUUUAUCUUGUUUUAAUUAUUUUUUCUUUGUAGACGCAAUUUAUCAUAGAAUAAUUUUAUUUCCCUACACAAUUCGCAGUUAAAAUAUAGAAAAUAAAAAUGUGUAUCCCUAUUGUAAAAACCUAAGUUAUAUCACGCGGCAUACGCCAAACAUAUAGUGUUUAUAUGCGCUAUAUCGAGAGUGUGCCGCGGGACAAACCACAUCUACCUAUAGGUAGAGAUUCUGAUUGUAUAAGUAACCCUUUAUCACUGUCACAAAUAUAUAUUUACAUAUUUUCCUCAAUGUCGAGAUUUAAUGUACGUGAUUCUUCUUUUAAUUUUGUAAUAAAGUUGGUCAGUGAACAUUUAUUU
Molecule: messenger RNA, 2501 nt
Organism: Styela clava
Lineage: Eukaryota; Metazoa; Chordata; Ascidiacea; Stolidobranchia; Styelidae
Source: RefSeq, a predicted model, not a curated record